AUGACAACACUGUAUCUGGGCAUUUAUAUCAGAAGUAGAGCAGGCCAGAGUCAUGUAAUUAAAAGAGCGCAACAAGAAAUUACUUCAAUAACUAACACACUUAGAUACAAGAAGGUCACAGCAAGCCAAAUAGCAUAUGUCAAUAAUGUAGUUUUAAUGGCAAGACUCGAAUACAGACUGAAAACUACUUUGGUCAGUGAAAAUCAAUGCCAAACACUUCAUAAUCGUAUGAUUACUCUACUCAAGACAAAAAUGAGAAUCAUAAGGUCCGUGAAUAAUAAUUCAGAAUUUAUUAUUAGAAUUAAUUCACAAGAUUGGGAUAGAAUAAGCACGAGAAUCAUGCUCAGAAAUGCACAGCUUCGCAUAGGAGUACAAGGAUGCAUAUUGGUUGACCACACAGAGCUGAUUCUAAAAAUCAAUUUACAAAAUAACUUUAACUUUAAUUUAUUGAAAUCAUUUAAGGAUCAAAUAUUUAGCUUCAGGUUAACAGAUCUUACCGCAUGGAAUUUAACCACGCAACAUCAACACACUAUUAUUUCAAUCUUGCAUACAUCUGUUGAUGUAGGGCAUACGAAUUUCAGGAAACUAGAACAAUCAAGGAUAAAGGCCAUUAAAUCUUUUAUCAAACGACCUGCGGAAUUACUUGAUAUUAACUUUCUAGAUCACAUUACACACAACAAUGGUGUAGAUAUGUUAUUCUGGACUCAGAUCAAAAAGAUUUUUGGUAAAAAUCCCAAAGGGCCAAUCCCAAAUUUUUUUAAAUACUUGGAAGAAAUAGCUAUUGAUCAGAAUUCGAACGGACAACGUACAUUAAUAGAACGGUACCAAGCUACGAAUAUCCCGACUAAUAAGAUAGUUUCACUUACACCUUCUCCUCCUUCAAGAGACGGAAGGCAUAAAGAAUGGAUCAUUACACACGAUGGAAAUGAGUACCAAUUCAGAAAAAUUUUAAAGAAAAAUCUCACACGGUUCUCAUAUCAACAUUAG
This is a messenger RNA of Rhizophagus irregularis DAOM 181602=DAOM 197198, 987 nucleotides long. RefSeq lists its product as uncharacterized. The record is from RefSeq and is a predicted model, not a curated record. NCBI's taxonomy places the organism in Eukaryota, Fungi, Glomeromycota, Glomeromycetes, Glomerales, Glomeraceae.